Messenger RNA from Odontomachus brunneus, 8031 nucleotides. Its product is annotated as fatty acid synthase-like. The transcript is spliced from 19 exons. The record is from RefSeq and is a predicted model, not a curated record. NCBI's taxonomy places the organism in Eukaryota, Metazoa, Arthropoda, Insecta, Hymenoptera, Formicidae. Gene Ontology annotation, biological process: fatty acid biosynthetic process. The coding region runs from base 1 to 7194 and encodes 2397 amino acids. Gene Ontology annotation, molecular function: fatty acid synthase activity; 3-oxoacyl-[acyl-carrier-protein] synthase activity; oxidoreductase activity.
AUGUGUUGUAACGGGAAAACCACAUUAGCUGAUGUUGAGCCUGGAGACGAAAUCGUUAUUUCCGGGAUCGCCGGCAGAUUCCCCGAAUCUGACAACAUCAGGCAACUUCAAAAUAAUCUAUUUAAUAAAGUGGAUCUUGGUUCAGAUGACUGUCGACGUUGGCUACACGAACAUUUGGAAAUACCAAAACGCUUAGGAAAGGUCAAUAACAUCGACCAAUUUGACGCGGAAUAUUUUGACAUACCCUUCAACCAAGCCCACCUGUUGGAUCCUAUGAGUAGAUGUCUUUUGGAACAUACAUACGAGGCCAUCGUCGACGCGGGAAUAAAUCCAAAAGAUUUACGCGGCACGAAAACCGGAAUAUUCAUCGGAGUGUGUUACACGGAAUCGGAGAAAAGUUUCUUUUAUGAAAAAACGCAGUUCGCUGGUCUCGGAGUAUUGGGAUGUAGCAAAUUCAUGCUAGCAAAUCGGAUUUCUCACUGGUUAGGUAUAACAGGACCAUCCUGCGUGAUAGACACCGCCUGCAGUUCAACUCUCUACGAUAUAGAGAUUGCUUACAGAAGUAUCCGAUCAGGAGAGUGUGAUGCUAUGAUUGUUGCUGGCUCAAAUAUUUGUUUGAAUCCUUUCAUAUCUUUGCAGUUUUCGCGACUUGGUGUUUUAUCGCUCGACGGUUUCUGCAAACCUUUUGACGUCUGUGCGAAUGGUUACAUGCGCAGUGAAGCAAUUUCGGUUGUGUAUCUCCAAAAAGCAAAAAACGCUAAAAGAAUUUAUGCGACUUUAGUUCAUGCCAAAACGAAUUGCGACGGAUUUAAGGAACAAGGUAUUACCUUCCCGUCGAGCGAAAUGCAAAGACGUUUGAUGCAAGAGUUUUACGAGGAAUGCGACGUAUCGCCGUCUUGCAUUACUUACUUAGAAGCUCAUGGAACUGGCACGAAAGUUGGUGAUCCAGAAGAAGUUAAUGCAAUAGAGAAGAUUUUCUGCAAAAAUAGACGUAAUCCUCUAUUAAUUGGUUCUAUCAAGUCCAACUUAGGUCAUUCUGAACCUUCUGCUGGUCUAUGUCAAAUUGCUAAGGUGAUCAUAGCUAUGGAAACCGGCGUAAUUCCACCAAACAUAAAUUUCACGAAAGAACGAACUGAUAUUGAAGCUUUCAAGAAAGGGACUAUACGCGUAGUUACUGUCCCAACAUUAUGGGAGCCUACUUUUGUGGGUAUAAAUUCCUUCGGCUUUGGCGGAGCUAAUGCUCAUCUUCUGUUAGCACCCAAUAUAAAACAAAAGAUCAACAAUGGGUUACCAAAGGACAAUCUACCAAGACUCAUCGUUCUGUCUGGUCGUACUGAACAAGCAGUGGAGUCAUUUUUACACGAGAUUGAACAUCAACCGAUAGAUGUUGAGUAUGUUCGGCUUUUGCACAAUAUCUAUGCUGAUGAGAUGCUAAACCAUCCAUACAGAGGAUAUACGAUUGUCGAAGCUCAACCAUCCGGCAAUAUAAUAAAUGAAAUAGAGUAUUAUACGGGAACAAAAAAACCGAUUUGUUUUGUAUUUUCCGGUAUUGGCUCCCAAUGGCUGGGCAUGGGAGAAGCAUUACUGCGGUUUCCUGCAUUUUCUAAGACUGUAGAAAAAUGUGAUGAAAUUUUAAAAGCACGUGGAAUACAUAUUAUCGAAAUUUUAACGAGUAAACAGAAAACUACGUUUGACGAUAUAUUGAACUCGAUCGUAGGCAUCACCGUGAUGCAGCUUGGAUUGAUAGAUCUCUUAAUGUCUGUAAAUAUCGCGCCAGAUUAUGUUAUCGGUUAUUCAAUCGGUGAACUCUGUUGUGGAUACGUGGCAGGUGACUUCACGGUCGAACAAGUGAUUUUAUCCACUUAUUAUAUAGGACUGGCGUUAAGUGAAAUAAAUGUAGUUGAAUGCGCCAUGGCGAAUAUUGAUCUUGAUUAUAAAAGCGUAAAGGCCAUAUGUCCAGCAGAUAUCGAAGUAAUCUGCAGCUAUAAUCCGAAUGCUUGUUCCAUCAGCGGGCCAACGGAAUCAGUGAAAGCAUUUACUACAAAAUUACAGGCCAGCAAGGUUUUUACAAAGGAGGUUGUCUGCAGCAAUAUUCCUCUCCAUAGUUCUUAUGUUGUUAUCGCAACAGCCAAGAUUUUGGCUUACCUAUAUCAAACAAUACCGCAAAAGAUGAUGCAUUAUCAAAUAUGGCACAAAUUGUUUCACGACACAGAAUUAUCUUACGCAGAAUACUUUACGAAUAAUUUAAUGAGACCUGCUUUUUUCGAAGAUGUCGCAAAAAUGGUUCCAGAAGAUGUGGUGAUUGUGGAAGUUGCGCCGGAUGGAAUUCUACAGGGUGUUUUGAACGAAAUAUUCGAUACUACAGUUAUUACAUUGGCUCAACGUGAUCAUGAAGAUAACAUCAAAGUAUUUUUGCAAGGACUCGGUAAAAUGUACAAUUAUGGCUUGCAGCCGCAAUUAGCCAACCUAUAUCCGACUGUAGAAUUUCCAGUUAGUCGUGGUACGCCGAUGAUUUCUCCAUCGAUCAAGUGGAAAUAUUCUGAAAACUGGCACGUAGCGUUAUAUUCUAUCCAAAAACGAAUCACUUCCGGAGAGAGAACAAUUAAUAUUUUAUUGAGCGACGAGGAUUAUGAAUAUAUGAGCGGUCAUGUAAUCGAUGGAAGAAAUUUGUUGCCAGCUACGGGAUAUAUUUUUUUAAUUUGGGAAACAAUUAGUAUGUUAAAGGGACAAUUACAAUAUAAUAUCCCUAUAGUAUUUGAAGAUGUUAAAUUUCUUCGGGCGACUCACAUUCUGAGCCAAAGCAGUGUAGAGUUAACGUUAAUAGUGCAGAGAGCGAGCGGAAUGUUUGAAAUAAUAGAAGGAAGUACUGUUGUCGUUACUGGCAGAGUGCGUGUAUCUUCAGAUCCGGCCAAGGAAAGGGUAUCAAUCGAUUACUUACAAGAAAACGAUAAUGACGAGGAAGUAAUGAAAACAAAAGAUAUUUAUAAAGAAUUGAAAUUACGCGGAUAUCAGUACUCAGGCCUCUUUCGAGGAUUAAGAAGCUCAUCCACUACUGGCAGGCGGGGGCACAUAGCUUGGUGGAAUAACUGGGUGGCUUUCAUGGAUAAUAUGUUACAAAUGCAUAUUCUGGGUACAGACACGAGAAGUCUUUACGUUCCGACUGGCAUAAAAAAGUUGCUAAUUGACCCGAAGUUACACAUACAGCACAUACAAAAUAUAACGACUGAAGAUAAACAGCUAGCUGUACGUGUAUAUAAAGAGUUCAAUACAAUAACAUCUGGUGGUAUGGAGAUCAGCGGUAUCACGGCCACUCCUAUAUCUCGUCGGAAACCAACCGGACAUCCUGUUCUCGAACAGUACAAAUUCGUAGCUCAUCGUGACGGAGCCGAGGUUUCUUUUGAGGACGGUAUAAUCCUAUCAACACAUCUUGUUCUGGAAUAUUACCAAAUAACAAAAGUGAACAUCAUUGAGUUAAUCGAACACGGUGACGAUAUAACAACAAAGCAAUUAGUGUCCCCACUUUUUGUUAAAAUCUUGAACAAUUUACCGCUCAUUCAAUUUAAUAUCAGUCUGGUGACGAGAACCAAUUGUCUCGAUCGCGUUACACUUCCUCCAGAAAUUACAGUAUCACAAACAAAAAAGUUAUCCAAGGAUGACAAUGCGAUAUUAAUCACAGGUUAUAAUUUAUUAACAAGUCGCAAGGACGAAACCUUGACAGAAAUCUUGCAGGCAUUAAAAUCCGGCGGGUUUUUAUUGUCACGGGGACAAUCACUUACGAAGGAGGACAUUGCGACUGCUGAAAGGUACAAUCUAGCGGUAGUACUUGAGAAACACUCAGGAGACGAGCAUAUUACGCUCUUGAAGAAGAGAGUUCAGUCGACGAGUAAAACGGAAGUUAUAUCAGCAAACAAUCACGAAUUCUCUUGGCUGGAGAAACUUAAAGCAACUCUCAGCGCAGAGAACAAAUUGACUCACACUACGAGAAUAAUUAUAGUCGGAGAGAGAGAUACCGAGUGCGGUUUAUUGGGUCUUGUGAAUUGUUUGAGAAGAGAACCAGGCGGCGAAUUAAUUAGAGGAGUGUUCAUUCAGGACGAAAACGCACCGAGAUUCUCACUGCACGAUCCUUUAUACGUGGAGCAACUUCAGAUGGAUCUUAUUAUAAACGUUUUACGCCCCGGAAAAGUUUGGGGAUCGUACAGGCAUCUUUUGUUAGCACCUUUAAAACCUAAACUCGUAUAUCAUGCCUUCGCCAAUCAAAUGGUUCGCGGUGAUUUGAAUUCGUUUCGCUGGAUUCAAGGUUCGAUUACCCCAGAUUUUCAGCACAGAAGACUCGUUAAUAUAAUUUACGCGUCCCUUAAUUUCAAAGACGUAAUGACAGCAAUCGGUAAAAUUAAUAUGGACAGCUUUAUGUCACGUGGGCGAUUAGAGGAUUGCAUGUUAGGUUUGGAGUAUGUUGGUAUCGAUGAGAAUGGACGCAGAGUAAUGGGACUGUCCGAAAAUAAGUGCAUAUCAAAUAAACAAGUGGUCGAUAAAUAUUUAUCCUGGGAAAUUCCGGACAAAUGGACUCUGGAGGAUGCCGCGACCAUUCCCUGUGUUUACAGCACAUGUUAUUACGGAUUGCACCUUAGUGAGCAGUUAAAGAAAGGCGAGAAGAUACUUAUUCACUCAGGUACUGGCGCUGUCGGCCAAGCAGCCAUCAAUAUCGCGCUUCACGCAGGUUGCGAAAUAUUUGUCACUGUUGGCACUUUAGAAAAACGGAAGUUUAUAAGAGAUACUUUUCCGUCCAUUUCGGAAGACCAUAUUGGAAAUUCACGCGACACCAGCUUUGAGCAGAUGAUAUACCAAAAGACUAAUAGUCGUGGAGUUGACGUCGUAUUGAAUUCGUUAGCCGAGGAUAAACUUCAGGCGUCUGUGCGUUGCCUCGCAAGAGGCGGGCGUUUCUUAGAAAUCGGAAAAUUUGAUAUGUUGACUAACAAUACUUUGGAUAUGUCAAUCUUCUCGAAAGGGAUAAGAUUUUACAGUGUUAUGUUAGACAGAGUAUUCUACAUAUCCCAAGAAGACAGACAUUAUUUACAUGGAAUACUAGCUGACGGUCUCGAUAGUGGAGCCAUUAAGCCAAUUACUAGAAAAGUUUUCCAAAGGGAUGAAGUAGAGUCUGCAUUCAGAUACAUGGCUGCGGGAAAGCAUAUUGGGAAGAUAAUUGUAAAGGUACAGGAAGAUGAGAAAUUUACAGACGCACCUAUUCUUGCUCUACCACGUUACUAUUGCUUACCCAACAGGACAUAUAUUAUUUUAGGAGGAUUGGGUGGUUUCGGUUUGGAGUUAGCUGAUUGGUUAAUCAUUCGGGGUGCCAAGAACCUCGUGCUUAUUUCACGCGCUGGAAUACAGAAUGGCUAUCAGCGUAUGAAGACUGAACAAUGGAAAACUUACGGAGUGAAAGUAUUUAUCGCGGCGAACAUUGAUGCAUCAGAUGUCAAAGAUUGCGAAAAUAUGUUGAAAACAGCAGAGAAACUGGCACCGAUAGAUGCCAUAUUCAAUCUUGCUGUAGUACUGAAUGAUAAAAUUUGUCAGAAUCAUACGAUAGAAACAUUUCAGGAGCCAUUUAAAGCCAAAGCUUGGGCCACGAAGAACUUGGACCAAUUGUCCAGAAAAAUAUGUUCUCAACUCCGACAUUUUGUCGUCUUCUCUUCUGUAUCGUGCGGUAGAGGCAAUGCCGGGCAAAGCAAUUACGGAAUGGCAAAUUCUAUCAUGGAACAAAUUUGCGAAAAGAGAUCACAGGAAGGUUUGCAUGGACUGGCGAUUCAAUGGGGUGCGAUUGGCGAUGUCGGCAUUGUAGCCGACAUGCAGGACAAUGACAAAGAAAUGAUCAUCGGCGGUACACUACAGCAGAAAAUAAGUUCCUGUAUCGAAAAACUCGAGGAAUUUCUGUUACAAGAGCAACCUAUAGUGGCGAGUAUGGUUGUGGCUGAGAAGCGUUUGGAUGCUGUUAGUACGAUCAAUAUUGUCGAUACUGUUGCCAAUAUUAUGGGUUUGAAAGACUUGAAUGCUGUAUCGAGUCAUGCACGCUUGUCUGAAAUUGGGAUGGACUCAAUGAUGGCAGUUGAAAUCAAGCAGACUUUAGAACGAGAAUAUGCGGUUUUUCUCACCGCCCACGAUAUUCGUAACCUCAAUUUCACUAAACUUGCUGAAAUGUUUGACCAAGAAUCACGGAAUGAAAAACUACGUUCCGAUAAAUUUAGGGAUCCUAACGAUUUGACUGGUCUAAAAUUAUUGGUCCGGGUGAUAGGCAAUGAUAACUUAAUACCCGACGUUUGUAUAAAUCUUCCAACAAAAGGCGAUGCAGCGAAAAACGAGAUAUUCCUUUUGCCGGGAAUCGAAGGUUGCGGAAAUAUUUUCAACAUGUUGGCGCCAAAAAUAGAAGCACCGGCAACGUGCUUACAAUAUGGAACUUAUAAUAUUGGCAACAAUUGUCACACAAUAGCCGAAAUUGCUGAUUGUCUUUUAAAACAUGUGUUGGGAAAAAUGAAGUCGAAAAAGAAUUUUGUAAUAGUCGCUUAUUCAUAUGGAACUUUAAUUGCCAUUGAGUUAGCAAAAAGAUUGGAAGAAAUGAACUUCCAAGGCCGAUUAGUGCUUAUCGAUGGCGCACCUGAGCAGAUGAAGGCAUUGACAAAUCAACAUAUACCUUACACUACGAUUGAUGAACUUCAGAGUAAUGUUCUCUUAGGUAUAAUGGAUGUGUUAAAUCCUGCUAUCAGUGGAAAGCUUCUGUUGGAAUUAAAUAAAUAUACUAAUUGGAACGAUAAGUUGAAUAUGUUUAUAAAUUAUCUUCCUUCGACAUAUGUAAAAUUUUCAACUGAUUGUUCAAAAGCUUUGUGUGUAACAAUGUAUAAUCAUAUUCAUGCUCUUCACGAAUAUGACGUGACACAAAUACCCAAAAUUGCAUCCCCCAUAAUACUUCUAAAACCAACCAUGCAAUCGUUGCGUAUACCUGAUGAAGAUUAUGGUCUGCAUAAGAUUACUAAAGGAAACGUACAAGUCUAUUGUGUGGAAGGUAAUCAUAUUACGAUUCUGGACAAUGACAAAGUAGUAGCUGUGAUCAAUGGGCAACAAAUUGAAGGUGUCAAAAAGAAACAGUCAAAUAUAAUAGAUGAUAAUAAAAUAAUAUCUGUUGAAAGUAACCGUACUAGAUCUUAGCAGGGUUGGGUAAGUUAACUUUUUUUUUAACUAAGUUAAGUUAAAGUUAAUGGCUUUGAAAAUUUAACUUAGUUAAGAUUAAGUUAACUCGUAAUGAAAUUAAUUGAAUUAAAAGUUAAGUUAAUAAAAAAAAGUAAUUAAAAAGUUAAAAGUUAAAUUUCAUGACUUCAUUCUAUGUUUCAUUUCAUGACUUCAUCGUUUCAGUUUUACAAAAGCGGAAAAAACAGAUAUACAUCUUAUUUGGAAACAUGUUUUAUUUACAGAUACUUAUUAAAUUUAAGUAAUAAAAUUCUUUCGAAAGGACCCCGCACUAAUCAUAUGAAAAAGUGGUUUUAGUCGAAUUAACUGAAACUAUGAUAUUUUGUAGCUUAUGAGCUGAUAAAAAAUCUUCAACAAAAAGUAUGAGAAAAUGGAUAGUUUUUUUCCUAGCGCCAUUAGAAAGUUGCUAUUUUAGGUCUAACCGAACCUUUAUCUACAGUACACAGAUUACUUUUUUAACUGUAUAGGCAUUUAUAUAUAACCAUACGUGUGUCAAAAAUGAGCUGUCCUGCACUGAACAGCCUUUCGACGUCCUUUAUGGCAUGAUUAACUUCAAGAUAAUUGAAUUAAAAGUUAAUAAUUACCGAUAAAAUGUAACUAAGUUAAGUUAAAAGUUAAGAGUGUAAAAUAUAACUAAGUUAAGUUAAAGCCAUUUAACUUUUUAACUUAACAUUUAACUUUUUAACUAGUUAUUAUCCAAUCCUGGAUCUUAGAAAUAUUUGUUCCAACAGAAAAUGGUAAAAAAACAUAUAUUAUUAUUUUUUGCAAAUAUAUUACAAUUUUUUAUGAUUACAAGGA